Messenger RNA from Priapulus caudatus, 4384 nucleotides. Its product is annotated as teashirt homolog 1-like. The transcript has 2 exons. Gene Ontology annotation, cellular component: nucleus. Gene Ontology annotation, molecular function: DNA binding; DNA-binding transcription factor activity, RNA polymerase II-specific. Bases 124 to 3642 code for a protein of 1172 amino acids. Lineage: Eukaryota; Metazoa; Priapulida; Priapulimorpha; Priapulimorphida; Priapulidae. The record is from RefSeq and is a predicted model, not a curated record. Gene Ontology annotation, biological process: regulation of transcription by RNA polymerase II.
UACAACUGCUCGCUCACUUCGACCGGGCGAUUCAACUCCGGCUGCACUAGCUCUGUGUUCUAUGACACGAGACAGCACACGAUUUCGGCCAGAGACAAACGCCGGAAACACAUACAUAGUACGAUGGGCAGAAGAAAACAGGAUUAUCCGAAACGCAUGAAAUAUGGCAGCGACGACGAGGAAGGCAACGCCGGUGAUCUCCCUGAAGGUCAGGAUGACACCAGCGAUGACUCGUCGGACGAUGGCGCCAGCUCUCCUCCAGCUACAAACUCAGACAGCGAUCGCCUGCUGACUGCCGGCCACGCGACGUCGACGAUAGCCGACCACGAUGCGAACGCACGCGAAGCGCUUCCCGUCGAUACGCCGUCGCCGAGAACGUCGCUCGAAGAUUUGCCGGCCUUUCACCGACUCAAGGAGCUCGAGCGCAAAUCAUACUCAAUACUUCAGGAGUUGUCUGACGUGGCGGCGCAGCCAUGCCAACACCCGAUACUUGAGACUCGCUCUUCGAAGAGCUCGGUGCGGCUGCCCGUGUCGUCAUCAGUCCCGGUCAGUAGUACCCCAACAACGCCGAACAGCAGAGCGGUGCCGACCCCAAAGAUGCGCUACAUGAGUCAGUAUAGACGAGAGCUGGCGAAUAGACACAAGGACUGCUCUUCGUCUGCGGGAAAUGCUGCUGCUGCCGCGGAGCGAGAUUGCUCUGUCGUCGAAAAAUCUCAAAAAUUUCACACCAGGUCAAAUCAGUUUGGGACUUCUUUAGUGCAUCCCGCGAAGAGGUUGCAAGGUGACAACCGGCGACGGGCUGUCAGAGAGGUGGGCUCUCCCUGCCAAAGCCAAGGUGUUACUAUCUGUGAGGAUCCCAUCUCUCGGCCCUCUGUUCAGGAACCACCGCUGACUGUACGUAAUUCGAAAAUGGAAGGAACGUCGCACUCGAGCGACAUUACUGGCUUCACGUGCUCCUGUGGUGAAUCGUUCAGUAGCUUGCGUUGCUACACUGUGCAUAUGGGAAAGACGGGUCACGCUACAAAUCACAGCACGCAGUUGUACCCGCACAAGCUUGUGCGCGGGCAGGACAUGUGGCUGGUGAACGGGUCCGAGCAGACCCAACAGAUACUGAAAUGUAUCCGGUGUGGGGAAUCGUUCAAGUCAUUACCUGAUCUCACCAUUCACAUGAUGCGCACGCAGCACUAUACGAACAUUGUAAGUCCCGGCCAAAUGGACGAGCCCGUGAUCAACGAAAAAUUCAUAAAGGACACAUUCAAAUGUAAAGUCUGCUCGGAAUCGUUCGCUAAUCUGGCAGAGUUGACGGAGCAUAUCACCUGCCACAAGCACUACAAGGGACACAUCCUGAAGUCGAUCUCCGAGAGGGCACAUAAGCUAAGGUACAGCACGCUAGUGUCAGUGGCUGAUGACUCGAUAGUUAACGAUAGUGCGCCGAGUCAGGGCAACGUUCCUUUCAAUCAGACAGCGCGAAUCCGCUGCGAGUAUUGCGGCGUGCCCGUCAACACGGACGAUUUCUCAGCGCACGUCCGGCAAUGCGUCACCGCGAAACGAUACGGCAGCAGAAAGGGGGACGGCGGAAGGAAGCCAGAGGUGUUGCCUGCGCGGAAACCCGUGCUAACACAGCACAGCAGAAAAGUAACGCCUCCCCCCGUGACCCCUCCGAAAGCGUUGGCGUCUGCGAUCUCGCCCUGUUUGCCCGCACACAGCAGGUGGAGAAAGGAGCUUCCCGAGGCGAAUCUAGCAGCGAAUCAUAACUGCGAGGAGAUGCCCGAGCCUCUCGACCUCAGCAGAAAAUCUCAGAAGCAGGCGGACAGAAAAGGCACGCCUGCAAGUGCGAGCCGUGACGCCGGAGAUUACUCUGUCCUAAGUGCGAUUCAGUCCUUAAUUGAUCGUCGAUUUAAGAAUGCCAAGAACAAUCAAUCAUACGGUCUCUCCAGAGCCGGCGAGAUGCAUCCCCUGCAUACGGAUGCAGUGGCCAUGACUGGUGCAAAUCCUGCUGGAUUGCCUGACUGUGUAAGCCAGCCCCUGCCCUCUCAUCAACAUGCUCGAGCAAUCCCGAACUCGGGCAGACACCGGUUUCACCAUUAUCCUGGUAAUCACUCUCCCCCGAACGCAAUUCAUUCUGGCAUCAGCGCAGUUAAAGGGUUGCGGCGAAGUGCCGAGAAAAGCUCACACGCCGAGAAUAAAGACGAGAGGCAGACAGAUAAGGGAGAGCUGAUUAAGAACGCUGGCAGUAUCAGUUUGUCAAGCAACAUGCUUCGCGGUGAUGAAAAACAAAGAGCAUUAGAAUUCCAGUCAGAAGGUGAUUGUCAUGGCGAUGAUGGAAAUCAGCCUAAAGAUGAUAUCGCGAGCCAGAGGAAAAUGAUUGAUAGAGUAAACACCGAACGGCUCAUAAAUGUUAAGAUAGAGAGUAACCACGUGAGCACGUGUUUCGAGCUCGACGCCACUGACAGUAAAAACUCGACAGAGCUGCUGAAAAGUAUGAGAAACGGCCGCAGCUUCGCGUACACUGGUAGCAGUGACGGUCACCGCACGCGAGCAGAGAGAACCCCGAGCUCACGGGCGACCUGUCACGACGCGAGUUUACAGCCGAACCGUCUAUCGCACGAGCACUACCGCGCUGAAAAGCUCGGACGAAGUUCGCCUAGGUCGGUCAUUGCGGUGAGUAGCAGCAGCAGCUCGGCUAUCGCAUCGGCGCGAUGCGACGCGCAGAUCAGCAGCGUUCACAGCGUGACACAGCACCUAAAAUCGACUGUCCGGGAGAAACUUGACAGUGAAAACGACGAGGGGAUUACGAUGGCAGCGCUGCCCAAGGGCGUUAUGCAGAAAAGCGGGCAAGAACAAAGCGUGACAGGAGCUGAGCUAAGGCAGAGUGACAGCAGACGAGAUGAGGUAAAUUCGCCUGACAGGGAAGCAAACGAGCCGGCUCCAACGGCCGCUCAGCGAAGCAUCUCCUCUGAUGAAUCAUCCGUCACCCUGACAUCGUCUCGCAAUAACUCACCACCAGAAACUGACAGGAAAAAACGCAUUGACGAACAGAGUGCUCGCGAACAAAGGCAUGAUUACGACUUCGGACCGAACUCGUCGAAUGGAAAUACUGCUCGGAUAAGAGAUCGAUCUGUAAAUGACUCCUUGGCGGUCGACAGCGAGCAUAGCGAGCAGCGACUGAAUCCAAAGUGUGAGAGGUGGUACCGUCAUAGAGAAGGCCACGCGAGUGACGACCAUGGCAAUUCCUGUACAGACAAAGCACGCCCAGCAGGUGGCCCUGGCUACAUCCAUCAUUCGACGACUACGCUAGCACACCCAUCGACAGAUAUUAAUGGAAAAAGUAGCAGCAGUCGUGUGAAAGAAGACGAAAUUGACGAGUCCCGUGAUGAAAAUCUGACGCCUAAAAAACAUAGCAAAGACGGCGUUUCUUCCGGCAAAAACGGCAAAAAUAUGGCGGACAGUUUCAGAGAGGCACUGGAUGAAAGCCCCUUGAAUGUUCUGAAGCGAAAGUUCGCGCCCGACAACAACAAUUAUCACGAGAACAGCCAGAGGAAGUAUACGAGACUCAGUGCAGAGAUACUCGUCAACACGUCCCCUGUGAAGGAGAACCCGCUUGAGAGCUUGCAGAAGCUACUGGAGAAGAAAAUUCAUUGAUUAUACAUUAUUUUAAAUUACAUUCAUUCGUUCGUUUGAAAUUGCAGGUGUACGGUUAUUUAUGUACAGUGUUACUAUUAAAAAUCGUUAAUUAAGAUGCGGUAUAAGUGUGUGCUGAACACUCGCGUUGGAGAAACAGUAAUGGAUGAACAGCAACUGCAUUUGCCCUUUUUGUGUGCUCUUAACCAUACGCAAUCGCCAAUAGCCGGCCGCCAAUAUUUAAAGAGAUGAACAACGACAAGUUUAGAAUGGAUAUCGCCGUUCGAAUGAAACAAGAACCACUCUAUUUUCGAUCAUAGUGCGGUACAGAUGAGCACCGGUGAAUGUCAUGCAAUGAUGCUACAGCGCAGUAAUGAUACUGGCCAAAAAUAGCGGUAUUCUUGUCUGUUUAUACAGUUUUGAUAUCACUGACAUUGUCCUAGAAUUACAUAUGUUAGUAGUCUCAUUUGUCGUGUAUAUCUGUGAAAUGGUGUUAAUCACCCUGCUUACAGCGGCCAUUUAAAUUAAAUGUUCAUAUAUUCAAUAUAAAUCUCAUGUUUUAUUUAAAUAUUUCGUGGAUACCUUACACACGUUUCUUGUGUGGCAUCAGCGAUCAGAUACUUUGAGUAGCAAUAGUAAUAAUUUCAGUCACAUUCCCUGUCUUAUCACGUGCGACCAUAUCGUCUUUUAUAAUCGACUGUAAAGUUUGCAUGCUUUCAACAUAAUUGUGAAUAAAAACCAUGUACAGUACGCUGAAUACUAA